AAUCACAUGUAGCUGGAACGGUGGUGGCUCUGACACUGAUAUUGGCAGCCAUUGCUGCUGCCCUUGUGUUUGGCUACUUGCACCUCAAAAGAAAAAGGAAACUGUCCGCCAUAUCAUCUUGCUGGAAACCCAUUAUACGAUCCAAGAAAUCUUCAAUCUCUGGCAGCAGAAGAGCUCUAGCAGAACUGGAUGAGAUGGAGACCACAGUCAGACCAAAACAAGCAGCUGACAACACAGAUGACAUGUUUACCAUUGAGGACUUUGAUGACAACGCUGACUUACAGGCAGGAAGACAAGAAUAUUUCUAUGAUGAAGUGUUUGGCCAGUCUCAGUUUGAAGACGAGACCACAAAUAAUGCAAUGAGGAACUUAUACAAUGAUCAAACCACUCAGGAAGAAAUGCUCAACAUAGACCUUGAAAGCCAGGGGACACAACUUAAUAAUUUUAUUCAGACCUCCGACAAUAAAAAUGUUGACUGA
Candidula unifasciata is the source of this 479-nucleotide messenger RNA. Lineage: Eukaryota; Metazoa; Mollusca; Gastropoda; Stylommatophora; Geomitridae. The record is from the annotation of a GenBank genome assembly.